AUGACGGCAACGAGCGAGACGGAGACCUUGGAGCCAUCGACCGCUGGGAGCGGCAAGCGCAAGGCGGCGCCUCCAGACGCCCCACCGACAUCAACGAAGAGCGCAAGGCAGCACAGAAAACAGUGCAAGGCGGAGACGACCGCCAUGUGCAAGUACUGCUUGAAAGGGCCAUGCGACCAUCGCUGCAGCAAUCUGCGCGACGACUACAUCCACGAUGCUGUCCGUGACGACUUUGUACUACGGAGCGACUAUGGCUGCGCGCAUUGCAAAGGCUGUGGCAUUCGCAGCGUCCACCGCCAAGACCACUGUCCGAUCUAUCAACGCGUCGCCAAAAUGAACCAAUCGCCUUUGGUCGAGCUCGACGUCGCGACCAAUCUUCCUCUAGUCAGAUAG
Messenger RNA from Saprolegnia parasitica CBS 223.65, 393 nucleotides. RefSeq lists its product as hypothetical. The transcript has a single exon. The record is from RefSeq and is a predicted model, not a curated record. Lineage: Eukaryota; Oomycota; Saprolegniomycetes; Saprolegniales; Saprolegniaceae. The coding region runs from base 1 to 393 and encodes 130 amino acids.